AGCCACAGAGACAGAGACACAAGAACAAGAGAGCAGCUGUAGGAAAGGUCUCUCAGACUCCAGAACCAGAACUGGAACCAAGAUCAGAACCAGGACCAAGACUGGAGGCUACAAUACAACCAGAUCCAGGGGCAGGAGCAGGAGCAGGAGCAGCCCAGUCCACCAUGGCAGACUCCAUCAGAAGAAAAAGCUCCAGCAAACAGCUCCUGCUGAACCUCAUCAGGGUGACGGCCCAGCGGAGCCAGGAGGAUGCAGAGGAGGUGGAGAGGGAGCGAAGGAGGAGAGCCAGGGAGAAGCAGAGAGGAGAGGGGAGCCCCUCCUGGCCAGAGCCCCCCCAAAACAACAGCCUCUCUCACAACACAGAGUCGGACGAGGAGCUGAAGCCCAGCUGCUGCCUGGUUCUGGACGAGGACGAGGGCUUCAGCGACUGGAGCCACAGGUUGGAGAACCGUAACGAGUCGGAGGCGCAAUGUGACAGCAUGACCAGAGAGCAGAGACCUUCAACACUACAGUGGAAACCAGACAAAAAGGAGAAACAGCAGGAGGAUGAAGAGAAGCAAGGAUGGGAGCCAGAGCGAAGCAGCCGAUCCCUGGAAGCUUCAACAAGACCUCCAGAGAAGUUGUCCAGCAACAAAAAGGAAGUCAGGACAUCAUACAGCUCAUCGGUCUUCCUGCCGCAGGAUGCCAGACUACAGCACGCCGCCGGCCAACCAGUAGACAGGACAACCUACCUGGUGGCAGGGACGAUGAAGCCACGUGGAGGGGCCUGCCAGCUGGACGGAGCGGUGAAGCAGGAGGAGCAGGAGGCGCAGCAGGAAGAGGUUCAGGCAGCUGUGCAGAGAGUGUGGAGGUCAGCAGAGACCCGAAAGGACCUCACAGAUGAGGACGACCAGGAGGAAGAAGAGCUGAGCUUCACACAUGAAGAAAAGGAAGAUCUCCACUUCAUGACAGAGGAGAGACAAAAGGAGGAAGAAGAAGAGCAGAGGAUGCUGUAUGAGAGGUCAAUGGAGGACAGAGACCGGAGAACUGAGGAGGUGAACAGGGGGUCUGAAGCUUCUCUUUGCAGCAGCAAAGCAGCUGCAGCAGGCGAGGAGCCAUUAAACUGCUACGGUCCCAUGAGCCCGACGUUCAAGAAACUCCUCAUUCAGUUUUACCCAGAUGAAGUGAACAGCAGAGUCUCAACAGACGGUAAAUGCACGAUCACAGAGCGAACAGAGUCUCUGAGAAAAAGCACCAGCAAUAUAAAGAAAACGCCACCACCUGUCCCUGUUUCCAAGAUUGACAAGAGACUGGAGCAGUACACACAUGCUCUCGAGCUUUCCUCAAAGGAAGGCAGAUCAGGCGUUCAGGUGCUGACGGAUCUGAUGAGUCCAACCGAACCCGUCGCCUCCAAAAAGAACCUGUUUGAGGCCGGAGACGCCUGGAAUCAAAACGCCAUCUCAGUCACGCCAUCUAAGGAUGCAGAUGGUUUAAAAGUCGGAGUGGCUGAUCUCAUCAACCAGUGGGUGAAAGGAGGAGAAGAUGGAAGCAGGUGCAGCUCACCCUCCAAACCAGCAGACAUUAAACCUGGUGAUGUUUUAAACAAGAAGAACUUAUGGGAGGGUCUCACUGACACUUUAUCCCCUGGAAAGGAAGGCAAAGAGAGCUCUGCUGGUAAAAGAUACAAAUUUGUGGUGACGGGUCACGGAAAGUACGAGAAGGUUUCUGUUGACGACUGCGGUGAAGAUGCAAACUGCCAGUCAGAUGGACAGUUCCAUGAGGAUUUGUAAAAUACAUGCUGGACUUUUGGAUUUUGAAAAAGGAAAUCUUUAAUACUGCACAACUUUUAGCCACUAUCACUUCAUCAUUCUCUGUAUUUCAAUCAUUAGGUUACAAAUGACUCUGUCAUUCUUUGUCAUAAUUUUACAAAAACCUUUCCCUGUUUACUGGACACAUAUUUUAUCCUGUGAAUAAUAUGUUGAGGUAUUUCAGUAGUAGUUUAUCUUUUAAUACAAUGAAAUAAAAACAAUUUUAAAAGGA
Molecule: messenger RNA, 2019 nt
Organism: Thunnus maccoyii (southern bluefin tuna)
Lineage: Eukaryota; Metazoa; Chordata; Actinopteri; Scombriformes; Scombridae
Product: lymphocyte-specific protein 1-like
Exons: 15
Coding region: 165-1769 (534 amino acids)
Source: RefSeq, a predicted model, not a curated record